Molecule: messenger RNA, 5448 nt
Organism: Mugil cephalus (flathead mullet)
Lineage: Eukaryota; Metazoa; Chordata; Actinopteri; Mugiliformes; Mugilidae
Gene: hdlbpa
Product: high density lipoprotein binding protein a
Exons: 28
Coding region: 249-4079 (1276 amino acids)
Cellular component (GO): nucleus; cytoplasm
Molecular function (GO): mRNA binding
Source: RefSeq, a predicted model, not a curated record
CUCUUAGGCGUGACGUCGGAGGCCGUGAUUGGUGGGCGGCCGUGGUUAUAUAUCCGUCAGCCUUCAAUCCCACCUUCUCGCCAGUGGAAUUUCAUCUCAGCUUCUGCACCUUCAGGGCAGACGAGAACAUAAAAGAAGCAAAAGCUGGCAGGCUGACGGGAACUUGCAUCUUUACAGGACGGAUUAUCUGGUAACUGACCAUUUAGCUGUGGCACACUCGGACUCCGUGUUAACGUGGGAUUUUGACCAUGAGCUCAGUCGCUGUACUUACGCAGGAAAGCUUCAAUGAGCACCGCAGUGGGCUCUUGCCGGAGCAGAGCGGUGGUGGAGGUGGCAGUGUCGCUGCUGUUGCUGGAACCAGUGUUGAGGAUGCCCCUCCUACCUACAAGGAAGCUUUCCCACCUCUGCCUGAGAAGGCGGUCUCACCUGAGGGGACCCAGGAAACUGCCAAUGCCUGGACAUCUAAGAUUCGCCCUCUUAAGUCCUCAAUUAUCACCCAGGUUUUCCAUGUGCCGCUAGAGGAGCGCAAGUACAAGGACAUCAACCAGUUUGGGGAAGGAGACCAAGCGAAGGUCUGCGUGGACAUCAUGCAUAAGACCGGAGCCCAUCUGGAACUUUCCUUGGCUAAAGAUCAGGGGCUCUCCAUCAUGGUGUCAGGAAAGCUGGACGCUGUGAUGAAGGCCCGUAAGGAGAUUGUGUCCCGACUGCAGACUCAGGCAUCAGCAACUGUUGCCAUCCCCAAAGAACACCAUCGUUUUGUUAUCGGGAAAAACGGGGAGAAGCUUCAGGAGCUUGAGCUCAAGACUGCCACCAAAAUCCAGAUCCCACGACCUGACGACCCCAGCAACCAGAUCAAGAUCUCUGGUACCAAGGAAGGCCUGGAGAAGGCAAAGCACGAGAUCCUGUUGAUCUCUGCUGAGCAGGACAAGCGUGCUGUGGAGAGGGUGAACAUUGACAAGGUGUACCACCCAUUCAUCACCGGAGCCUACAAUAAGCUAGUAGGUGAGAUGAUGCAGGAGACCGGUGCCCGCAUCAAUGUCCCCCCUCCAAGUGUCAAUAAGACUGAGAUUGUCAUCACUGGGGAAAAGGAGCAGGUGGCCCUUGCUGUGGCUAUGAUCAAGAAGGUUUACGAAGACAAGAAGAAGAAUGCCACCACCAUUGCGGUGGAAGUAAAGAAGUCUCAGCACAAAUAUGUGAUUGGCCCCAAGGGAAACACCCUGCAGGAGAUCCUGGAUAGAACUGGCGUCUCAGUCGAGAUCCCACCAUCUGACAGCAGCUCAGAAACUGUCAUCCUUCGUGGGGAGCCGGACCGUCUUGGUCAGGCCCUCACUGAAGUUUAUGCCAAGGCAAACAGUUACACUGUUUCCUCGGUCACAGCUCCUUCUUGGCUCCAUCGUUUCAUCAUUGGCAAGAAGGGGCAGAACUUGGCUAAGAUUACCCAACAAAUGCCCAAGGUGCACAUUGAGUUCACUGAGGGAGAAGACAAGAUCACCCUGGAAGGUCCUACCAAAGAUGUGCAAAUGGUGCAGAGCCAGAUUGAGGCCAUUGUUACAGAUUUGAUAAGUCGAAUGGACUACGCAGAGAUUAGCGUGGACCCCAAAUUCCACCGUCACCUGAUUGGAAAAGGAGGCGUUAACAUCAACCGCAUCAAAGAGCUGCACAAGGUGACCGUCCGGAUCCCCCCUGACAACGAGAAGAGCAACCUGAUCCGUAUCGAGGGGGAUCCCCAGGGUGUGCAGGAGGCCAAGAAGGAGCUGCUUGAGCUUGCGUCACGCAUGGAGAAUGAGCGUACAAAGGACCUGAUCAUUGAACAGCGUUUUCACAGAGCCAUCAUCGGCCAAAAAGGGGAGAAGAUAAAAGAAGUGCGCGACAAAUUCCCAGAGGUCAUCAUCAACUUCCCUGACCCAGCACAAAAAAGCGACAUCGUUCAACUUAGGGGCCCGAGAACUGAGGUGGAAAAGUGCUCCAAGUUCAUGCAGAAGAUAGUGGCUGAAAUGGUGGAGAACAGUUUUUCUGUCUCAGUCCCCAUCUUCAAGCAGUUCCACAGAAACAUAAUUGGAAAAGGAGGCUCGAACAUUAAGAAGAUCCGGGAGGAAACGAACACCAAAAUUGACCUGCCUGCUGAGAACAGCAACUCAGAGAUGAUCGUCAUCACUGGGAAGAAGGCAAACUGUGAAGCCGCACGGAAUCGCAUCUUGGCCAUUCAGAAGGAGCUUGCGAACAUCACAGAGGUGGAUGUAUCCAUUCCCUCCAAGCUGCACAACUCUCUGAUCGGGUCAAAGGGCCGUUUGGUGCGCUCGAUCAUGGAGGAGUGCGGUGGCGUGCACAUCCACUUUCCCACAGAGGGCUCAGGGAUUGAUAAGGUCACCAUCAGAGGCCCAGCAGAGGAGGUGGACAAAGCCAAGCAGCAACUGCUUGCCUUGGCAGAGGAGAAGCAAACCAAGAGUCACACUGCUGAGCUGCACGCUAAGCCCGAAUACCACAAGUUCCUCAUCGGGAAAGGUGGCGGAAACAUCCGCAAGGUUCGUGACAGCACCGGGGCCAGAAUAAUCUUCCCCACCGCGGACGACAAAGACCAGGAACUCAUCACUGUGGUUGGCACCGAGGAAGCGGUGCGGGAGGCCCAGAAAGAGCUGGAGGAGCUCAUCAAGAGCUUAGACAACGUUGUCGAGGACACUAUGAGCGUUGACCCCAAGCACCAUCGCUACUUUGUGGCUCGCCGUGGCCAGGUCCUCAGGGACCUAGCGGAUGAGUAUGGUGGCGUUAUGGUGAGCUUCCCGCGCACAGCUUCUCAGAGCGAAAAGGUCACCCUGAAAGGAGCCAAAGAAUGUGUGGAGGCAGCCAAAAAGCGCAUGCAGGAGAUUGUUGAGGACUUGGACGCUCAAGUGACAGUGGAGUGUGUGAUUCCUCAGAAGUUCCACCGUUCCAUCAUGGGUCCAAAGGGCUCACGGAUCCAGCAGAUCACUAGAGAUCACAACGUACAAAUCAAGUUCCCAGAACGUGAGGACCCUCAAGCGGCGCCUCCUGCAGAAGCUCCUAUUCAGGAGAAUGGAGAAGCCAACGGUGAAGUGAAGGAACCCGUUGAUCCAAACGCACCCAAAAAGUGUGACACCAUUGUGAUUUCGGGCCGCAAAGAGCGCUGCGAGAGUGCUGUGGAAGCACUGAAGGCCCUGGUUCCUGUCACUAUUGAGGUGGAAGUGCCUUUUGAGCUUCAUCGAUACAUCAUUGGACAGAAAGGAAGCGGAAUUCGCAAGAUGAUGGAUGAAUUUGAGGUUAAUAUUCAAGUGCCUGCUCCUGAGCAGCAAUCUGAUAAAAUCUCCAUCACCGGCUUGGCCAAUCACCUUGACCGCGCCAAAGAGGGACUCUUGGAGCGCGUCAAAGAGCUGCAGGCUGAGCAGGCGGAUAGGACGCUCAGGAGCUUCAAGCUGACCAUCACUGUGGACCCCAAGUAUCACCCCAAAAUCAUCGGCCGCAAGGGUGCCAUCAUUACAAACAUCCGCACCGAGCACGAUGUUAACAUCCAGUUCCCAGAGAAGAAUGAUGAAAACCAGGAUCAGAUUACUAUUACAGGGUAUGAGCACAAAGCCAUAGCUGCACGCGAUGCCAUCCAGGCCAUCGUGGACGAGCUGGAGGAGAUGAUCUCUGAGGACAUCACCCUGGACAGCAGAGUGCAUGCCCGCAUCAUUGGAGCGCGUGGCAAGGGCAUCCGCAAGAUCAUGGAUGAGUUUAAGGUUGAUCUCAGGUUUCCCCAAAGUGGAGCUGCAGACCCAAACCUUGUGACGGUCACAGGUCGGCCUGAGCUUGUAGAUGAAGCCAUCGACCAUCUCCUUAACCUGGAAGAGGAAUAUAUGGCAGAUGUUGUGGAAAAUGAAGCGAAGAUGGCUUACAUGAGGCCCCCUAGUGGCAGCGCUGCUGCCAUGGAUGAACAGCGUGGCCCAUCCAAAGGCUUUGUGGUGAGGGAGGCUCCCUGGGCUACUGGCAAUGAGAAGGCCCCCGACAUGAGCAGCUCCGAAGAUUUCCCAAGCUUCGGAGCCCCAGUGGCAACCAAGACCUCACCCUGGGGACCAAAGCGCUUCUAAGGUGUACGUCUACAGAUGGGCUUGAACCUAACCAGACAGAAUCUUCCCCGUCAUUGUCCCCUCUUUUGACCUGGACUGACCGCUGACCCUAACAAAAGAAAAAAACAAAAAAGGAAAAAAAAAAUCGGUUCUGAGAAUGUCAUCCUUCUCUGUCUACUUAUCUCAGUCUAACCUUGCAGGUUCAUCAGUCCAAAAGUGCUUUCAGAUACUGUAAUUGACUUGUGAGCUUUGUAUCUGCAUUUAAAAAAAAAAAAUAUAUAUACUGUCUUAUUAAAUGGAGGAAAAAAAAUAUGCGACAAUGCCGUCUACAGUCUGUAAAAGACUGUUUAUUUGUUGGUUAGAUCUGACAUUUCAUUGUGGUUUGAACUGUUAUACCAAACUCAGUGGUGGCCAGACAUCAGUUUUUGUGAGCUGCCCGUAUCUUAGUUGCCUUCGCAGGGUGGCAUAAAGGGAUUGAAUUACCGCUGGUGACAUAUUCAGACGUGAUGCCUGACCAAUGAGGCCAGCUGUGUCAGUCACCCACCGCCCUCCUGCUCUAUUCAUGUAGCUGAGUGAAAAUUGUUGGUCUUCAGCCCUAAAGCACACUAGUAGUGGUUGUCCUCUGUCACAUCUUUUCAUUUGCUUGUAACUGCUUCUGUGAACAUGGUCAAGUAGUGGCACGUACCUCGUAGCCUUACGAAUUGGGAACCUUUACAAAGAGAGGGCAUAGGGGAGAGGAGUAGGGGUGCGGUGUUGGCCUUUUCAGAAUGACACCCACGCAAACUGCCAGAUGCUCGGAGAUCAUGCCAGAACUAAACCUCUUUACAACACUAGGCCUAGCGCUCCAACGCAUCAAACCUCACACUAACUGUUGAAUGGACUCUUGACAUUCAAAAGUAAAUCACUCUACAAAAGAAAAUGUAUCUGUGAGCAAAAUAGCAAACCAUCUUGUGCCAACUAUCUGUCUAGUGAUGUCCUGUGUUACUCAUCCUCUGUAUUGGGUCAGUGUCCAGUCCCUUUGUCUUCCAGUUGCUAUGCAGAUUAUUCUGUUGAAUAGCAAUGGCCCUUUUUUUUAUCAGCCUUACAACUAGAACGAUACAAACCAGGUAGAGAUGAUGCGAAGAUGCAUUUUAAAUGGUCAACUGGAAGGUAUGUUUAUUCUUCCCUUGAAAGCUCCCCUCCCCCCCAGUUAUCAUAAACUAGUUUCAUUUUGCUCGAGGAGUGCAGAUUUAGCUUGCUAGCUGCUAAUUCGGCAUUGAGCAUCACUCUACCUUGGUUUAUAUCCUCCUAGUAUGGAAUGAAAGAUUAUGCAAAUACCAUUGAAGUGAACGGUUAUGGAUGACACUGGAAAAGAAAUUGUCCAAAAAGUCAAUAAAAAUUGAAAAUCUUU